This is a messenger RNA of Monosiga brevicollis MX1, 2220 nucleotides long. RefSeq lists its product as uncharacterized. The transcript is spliced from 17 exons. Gene Ontology annotation, molecular function: microtubule binding; ATP binding; microtubule motor activity. Lineage: Eukaryota; Choanoflagellata; Craspedida; Salpingoecidae. The coding region runs from base 1 to 2220 and encodes 739 amino acids. Gene Ontology annotation, cellular component: cytoplasm. Gene Ontology annotation, biological process: microtubule-based movement. The record is from RefSeq and is a predicted model, not a curated record.
AUGCAUCUCUCUCUCUCUCACACACACACACACCACAUUCUCCCAUAUCAAGAUGUCAGAUUGUCAGAUUGUCAGAUGAUUAUUGCUUGCGAGAAUAAUGUGCGCCAUAACAACGAUGUGUGUGUGUGUGUGUGUGUGUGUGUGUGUGUGUGUGUGUGUGUGUGUGUGUGUGUCGGAGACGGGGAUCGGUCGGCGCCGCUGUGGACCGCUGGUCAUCGCGCGAUGAUGAGAGAGCCCGAUGCCCAAAGCGCCAAGCGAGGCCUGGUUCCGCUGCGGAUUGAGGGGACCACCAUUCGCACCGAAAAGGAAACAUGUCGCUUUGAUCGAGUGAUUGUACAAGAUGCAGCCACGCAGCUCAACGAGGCCGUUCUUCGCCCCUUGCAAGCCUCAUUCUUGCGAGGCUACAACACUGCUUUCUUUCUUUUGGGCGAGAGCUCUCUCAACGUUCCCGACCUCCUUGAAGGGCGUCAGGGUCUACUAAGUCAUUUUGUACAGGACUGCUUCACCCAUCUCAAUGAUGGCACGGCCUUUAAACUAUCCUUGGCCGCUACGGAGAUCCUCCAGGAAAAAGCUACCGACCUUCUAUCCCAAGACAGAAUGCCACUGCAAAUACCGGAAGGUUCUCUUCCCGAACCCGAGCUGUUCACAGGCACACAGCUUCAGCUGCGUAAUGUCAAGGAGGCAUACAAGAUCAUCGACGAAGCCAUGGCGGCGCGCUCGGCUGACAUUCAGCUGCGCGGCAAAGCCACUCUUGUUUUUACCAUCCAGCUGACCCGCGAAGAUAUUCGCUCGCAAGCCGCCUUUGUCGUACUUGCCGGCGUCGAGGCGUUGGCCGUUGAUGCGACCCGCUCACGCUUGCGUGAGCCUGCCGAUGUGACCAAGAUACGAAGCUACCCGGUGGUUCAAGAUCAGUACCAUCGCAACCUGCAACAAGCCUUGCUUCAGCAGCACCUGGCCCGUCUGGACGCCACCCCUCGUACUUUGGAUGGUGGCACGACAGACGCAAGACGAGGUGGUCAAGCACUGCCUGAUUUGGAGGGCCAACUCGCUGACGCACGCGUCGAGCUUUUUGCGUUGAAAAACGAGCAGGCCAAGCUACAGCAGCGGCUUCGCGAAUGCAAAACUACCAUCGAUGCGCUCAGGCAUGAUAAAAUGGAGCUCAAUAGCGCGCUCAUCAUUAGUGAAGAGGAACGUCUUAACGUGAGUCAGGUCCUCGUAGACAUGCAAAUUGAUGUUAAUCGCGUCAAAGAAGAGGCUGAGACACGUUUGCGGGAGGACUCGACCAAGGGCUCAAGUGAUCGCCUCGCACACGAUAAAGACCGCGCCACUCAAGAAUACACGCGCCUUAAAACCGAACUGGAAGGCCUGCGCGCCGGACAGGCAUCCGAAGCAGCCUGGGUUUUCAAACUUGAGGAACAGGCGUCUCGUAUCACGGCCAGCAAGGCGGAACUCAUCAAGGAGCGUGAUGACUAUGCACGCGAGCUACUGAGGGUUACAGGCAAACUUCCACCUUCUGCUGCAACGCCGACUGCCCAAAGCGCUCAACGCGAUAUCGUUUCGGUCCAGCAGGAACUGAAUCAGCUACAGCGCAUUAUACGGGAGCGUUAUAACCUCCAGCACCGCCAACUUCGGCGUGAGCUCGGCAAGACACGCGCGGCGGUCGAAAAGCUCCGGGGUCAGCUAGCCCGUCUCGAAGGGGCGCAUGCUGAGUCACUGCAAUCUUGUCGAGCGGCUUUGGAGCGUGUCAGCAAGUCUGACUCUUCUUUGGCCACGGAGGCUGCGGUUGAAGAAUUGCGGGCGCUGCAUCGUUCUGCUGAAGCACGGUUGCACGAUCAGCUGCGUGAGCUGCGUGAGCAACAUGAGACCCUCCAGCGUGAAUGGGAUGGACUCUCUGCUGCAUACACAGGCGUCCGUGAGGUGUGCGAGCAGGCAGGCGUCGAUCCUGGACCAGUCUUCAAACAUGAGCUGUCCUUUCUGGAUGAAAAGGACGAGUUGGCUCGCCUUCGUCGACAGGCUGCCGAACUGUCUCAGGCCUGUUUUGCGUUGAGGCAGGGUCACUUGAAAUCAAACUCGAGCAGCGCUGCCAACAAGCAUCUAGAUAAUCUGGAGCGUGAGCGAGCAACACUGCUCACGGCUAAAACCAUGGCAGAACAGCGCGCGACCAAGCUGGAGACCAUCGUCAAGAGGCUCAUGAAGGAGCGUCAAGUGUCAGGUCGAUGA